GCGGCAUCGUCCCCUCGUUGUACGACGGCUCCCCUGCGGCUCCCAUGGCAACGGAGUGCCAACAAACAGAAGAAGAAGAAGAAACACUUCCUGUGAGCUGACAGGACAGCACCAGCACCAGCAGCUGGCGUGAUCAUCCAUCCACCUGCCGUGUCAAGCUUCCUUUGAUGGCUGGUGUGAUCAUCUCACACAGUGAUGUCAGCCACGACAGGAGUCGACACGACACUCCGGACAAUGACCUGAACGAAAUUGCACAAUAUGUAUUCAGUCAAUACAGAAACAGAAUCUCAAACUGAAUGGUGUUUUUAUUAUUUUUAGGUGUAAACUAAAAGUGAACAUGAGCUCACCUCUGUCGAUGCUGAAGAAAACAAGGCGCGCUCCCCUGCAGGGCGUCCUGAGUGAUCAAUGGCAGUGGCAGAGAAAAAGUCCCCUUCAGGAGGAACAUGUCAAAAGAGCUUCAGGCAUCAUUGGUUGAUGAUGACGAGGAUGAGGAUGAUUCAUUCGAUCCACAUCCUCCCCGACCCUGUCGCACUCCGGCCAGCAACGCCCCCACGUCGAAGUCAAAAGCCCCUUUGAAGAAAGUUGCUCCGCCGAGCGACUUUGAGCUCAUGUCUUCCAUGAUGCAGCGCGUGACCCUGCUGGAGAAACAAGUGAGGAGCCAAGCCCAGGAGCUAGAGUGCAAGAAUAAAAAGAUCUCUGUUUUGGAGCGGAAGCUGCGGGUUCAGAAAGAAUCAAAGAGUUCGCAUGAUCUUGAAAGAAGGUGCCGACUGCUGCAGAAUCAAGUGCACGAGAUGGAGAGCUUUCUGAAUGACUAUGGUUUGAUCUGGGUGGGAGAUGGGGAGACCAGUGACCCCGCUGAGUGUGAGCAGACACACAUCUCUGGCAGAGGCCUCUCGCAGCCAGGCACCUCCUCCAGGGUCAGGGAUUUCCACAUGAACUUCGACCUCGUGCAGCAGAGGAUCAAGGAGCUGAACGUCCUCGCAGGGGAGGGGGAGUCUUUUGUACGAUCCACAGCCACGGGGGCACAGCUGGCGAAAAAGGAUCCCAUUCAACUGAGGCUCUACAGCAACGGCAUUGUCAUGUUUGACGGUCCUUUCCGCUCUUAUCAGGAGCACAGCACCCAGCAAUGCAUGAAAGAUCUGAUGGACGGGUAUUUUCCAUCUGAGCUACAUGAAAGAUUUCCCGAUGGUGUUCCUUUUGAGGUUCAUGACAGACGAGAUGAAGAAUUUAUCUUCAGGCCACCGUGGGAGAAGUUCCCCGGUGAAGGACAGGCUGUUUGUGGCAAGAAAGAUGAACCGUCAUCUGUCGCCAGCUCUCAAACACUUGGCAAGAAACUGACCACGGGUCAGUUCCUGAACCGGAUGCCCAAGGCGGUGGUCAAGGGGGGUCACUUGAUCGAUAUCAGGGACACGCUGAGAGCAACCCUGCGGGGUUCAUCUGACGCCCGGAGCAGCGACUCAGUGAUCCUCGUCGACACGGCAGCACUGCAGGCGAUGAAAGACAGGCCGCAGACGUUCAGCUCCGACAGGCCGUCGUCAGCCCGCGAUGUCAUCACACUGAAGGUGAAGUCCGAGGACGGUAAUCAAACCUACGUGUUGAAAAUGCGCUUCUCUGAAACAAUCGGCCACCUGCGACAGUAUCUGGACAAACACAGAGGCGGUGGUCUCCUUGGUUAUGACAUCAUCAGCGCAUACCCACAGUGCCGCUACCAAGACGACUGCAGGAUGCUCCGGUCAUGUGGCCUCACGACGAACGCCGCUUUGCUGCUGAAAAAGAGGCACUACUGACUGGAGUCAAUCAGAUCAACCUAUUAGGAAAUAUGGAUGUUUUUAAAUCUGGACCCUGAAGCAGCUAAAUGGAAUUCAACCAUCUUGUGUCCUGUCAAAAGGACACUUGAGUUUCAAAAACUCCUGUUAGUUUUACACAUUUGGAUUCACUUCCUUUUCUCCCAAUACCAAUUCUAAUACCUCAACUCAGGGUUUUUAUUAAUACCACUUCAUGUACAGUAACAUGAGGACAUGAGGAUUGUUGUGCCACUAGAACCGAGCUGGUCGUCAAACAUUAUAUUUUUAUCACACUGACAAAAUAAACUGUGGAGUCAAUCAAGUCAGAGCCUGAAUGGAUCCUGCGGAUCUCUGCACAGAGGAGGUAUCUACUGCAGAUAAAAAAAAAUCAAUUGAAAAAAUUUAAUCAAAUGGAAUUCUAAACAAUUUAAAACAAAAAGUUGAAAGUCUUUAUUUCUAAAAUAUGCAAAUACAAACAAGGACAAAAGUAUGAAAAUAUAAACAUCAUUUUUUUUCCCUUUCGCAAAACAUUUGAGAUGUUAAGUUAAGGCAUGCGGAACCUGACUUUUCCAAAGAGAAAUCUUGUGCUACUCGAGUUUAAAGGUCCCAUGAAAUGAAAAACUAAAUGGCUUGUUUGUCCCUGGGUGUGUUGUUCUGUAAAAUUUUGUCAAAAGUAAUUGUUGCAUAUUUUCAUAUUAAAAUCCCUUUCUCUUCCUGUAAA
Messenger RNA from Scophthalmus maximus (turbot), 2505 nucleotides. RefSeq names its product UBX domain protein 11 (gene ubxn11). The transcript is spliced from 15 exons. Gene Ontology annotation, biological process: proteasome-mediated ubiquitin-dependent protein catabolic process. Bases 444 to 1787 code for a protein of 447 amino acids. Lineage: Eukaryota; Metazoa; Chordata; Actinopteri; Pleuronectiformes; Scophthalmidae. The record is from RefSeq and is a predicted model, not a curated record. Gene Ontology annotation, molecular function: ubiquitin binding.